Molecule: messenger RNA, 603 nt
Organism: Formica exsecta
Lineage: Eukaryota; Metazoa; Arthropoda; Insecta; Hymenoptera; Formicidae
Product: odorant receptor 2a-like
Exons: 3
Coding region: 69-368 (99 amino acids)
Biological process (GO): sensory perception of smell; detection of chemical stimulus involved in sensory perception of smell
Cellular component (GO): plasma membrane
Molecular function (GO): odorant binding; olfactory receptor activity
Source: RefSeq, a predicted model, not a curated record
UUUGUGUUCAAUAACUUUCUGCAUGCCAUUUUUGCACAAUAUUGCAAGCAAUCGACAGUCCUAAUGCGAUGGAGCAAAUAAUGAAAUCCCUCUUAUUUUACACUAUAACAAACUUGGAAGCGAUUAUAUUUUGCUAUGCUGGAGGAUAUCUAAGCAAUAAGGCCAAAAUCAUCGGAGUUGCAACAUAUAAUUGUCUAUGGUACAAUUUAAGAUCUAAAUAUAUUCGUGUAUUGUUAAUCAUAAUAUUAAGAUCUCAGAAGCAAUUGACACUCACAGCUGGCAACAUGAUGGAUCUUUCCUUAGAAUCCUUUACAAGCAUCAUGAAUGCUUCGGAGUCCUACUUGUCAGUAUUGUUGGCGAUGCAAUGAAUAUCAUAUUCACCUCGGGAGCUCUUAAUCAAUAGCCAUGAAGCAUAUAUACAGAGUGAUAUGUAAGUAUGUGUUCACUAGUUACGCCAACACAUGCACGUAACAUCUCUCUCGCACUUAUUUUUCCAAAUAUAUUCCUUCUCUGAGAAAAAAAGUUGCAAAACGAUACCAUAUCAUAUCCUAUAUUUCUUAUAGAAAUAAAAAUCGUGAAUCCUUCGUCAAAUCAAAUUAGCAA